AAGAUCCACCAUUGCUGUUCUGUCCACUUUUCUUCAAAACAAGAGGGCUACCCCCUAAACCGCCCCUAGUAUCCGCCACAUCCGCCCUUAUAAAUUUCCUUUAGCACUCUUCCCAUCCACCAUUCCUCCCAGAGAGAAACAAAAAAACCGUUACUCUCUCACGCGAUCUCUUUGUGGAAGUGUCUCAGAGGGCUACUAAGAAUCUGUGAUUCCGUUCACUUAACAGAGUGAUCGCGUCUUCAAUGGACACCAAGAUUGGAGCGGUUGACGCGUGUAAGCCAGCGUGCAGCGACGUGGGCAGCCUACCGUCGAACGUUGCCGUAUCGACCAUCCACGACUCCAUCCCCUCCACCUUCGUCAACUCAUCCGAGGCCACUCUGGGCGGCCACAUCGCCCGCCGGCUCGUCCAAAUCGGCGUGACUGACGUGUUCUCCGUCCCUGGUGACUUUAACCUGACGCUCCUUGAUCACCUCAUUGCCGAGCCUGGCCUCACCAAUAUCGGCUGCUGCAACGAGCUCAACGCCGGAUACGCCGCUGACGGAUACGCCCGCUCGCGUGGCGUCGGCGCCUGCGUCGUCACCUUCACUGUCGGUGGCCUCAGCGUCCUCAAUGCGAUUGCCGGCGCGUACAGUGAGAACUUGCCGGUCAUUUGCAUAGUAGGUGGUCCCAACUCCAAUGACUACGGGACAAACCGGAUUCUUCACCACACUAUUGGCUUGCCUGACUUUAGCCAAGAGCUCAGAUGCUUUCAGACUGUCACUUGCUAUCAGGCUGUGGUGAACAAUUUGGAAGAUGCACAUGAGCUGAUCGAUACAGCCAUUUCAACUUCUUUAAAAGAAAGCAAGCCUGUUUACAUUAGCAUAAGCUGCAACUUGGCUGGGAUUCCUCAUCCAACUUUCAGCCGUGAACCUGUUCCAUUUUCACUUUCUCCCAAAUGGAGUAAUAAGAUGGGUUUGGAGGCUGCAGUGGAGGCAGCCGCGGAGUUCUUGAAUAAGGCCGUGAAACCUGUUUUGCUGGGCGGUCCUAAACUGCGAGUUGCAAAUGCAUGCGAUGCCUUUGUUGAGGUCGCCGAUGCUUGCGGUUAUUCCUUUGCGGUGAUGCCAUCAGGGAAAGGGCUUGUGCCAGAGGACCACCCCCAUUUCAUUGGGACUUACUGGGGUGCUGUGAGCACUGCUUUCUGCGCGGAGAUUGUGGAGUCCGCGGAUGCUUACUUAUUUGCUGGACCUAUUUUCAACGACUAUAGCUCCGUUGGGUAUUCGCUCCUUCUGAAGAAGGAGAAGGCAAUCAUCGUGCAGCCGGAGCGGGUAGCGGUUGGGAAUGGGCCUUCAUUUGGGUGUGUUUUAAUGAAGGACUUCCUCGGAGCACUCGCUAAGCGGCUCAAGCGAAACUCUACUUCUUAUGACAAUUAUCAUAGGAUCCAUGUCCCCGAGGGGCAUCCUCUGAAGGCUGUACCGAGAGAACCUUUGAGGGUUAAUGUUUUGUUCCAGCAUGUACAAAAGAUGCUAUCUAGUGAGACGGCUGUGAUUGCUGAGACCGGAGACUCAUGGUUUAACUGUCAGAAACUGAAGUUGCCACGAGGUUGCGGGUAUGAGUUCCAAAUGCAAUAUGGAUCAAUCGGUUGGUCAGUUGGUGCAACUCUUGGGUAUGCACAGGCUGUGCCAGAGAAGCGAGUGAUUGCUUGCAUUGGUGAUGGAAGCUUUCAGGUCACCGCACAAGAUGUGUCAACAAUGAUUCGAUGUGGGCAGAGGACCAUCAUCUUCCUGAUAAAUAAUGGUGGAUACACCAUAGAAGUUGAAAUCCAUGAUGGUCCUUACAACGUCAUUAAGAACUGGAACUACACAGGGUUGAUUGAUGCAAUACACAAUGGCGAAGGCAAGUGCUGGACAGCCAAGAUCCAUUGUGAGGAGGAACUGGUUGAAGCAAUCGAGACGGCAACGGGGGCCAAGAAGGACUGCUUGUGCUUCCUUGAGGUGAUUGUUCACAAGGAUGAUACCAGCAAAGAGCUGCUUGAAUGGGGUUCGAGGGUCUCUGCUGCCAAUAGCCGUCCACCCAACCCGCAGUAAACUCUACUCGCAUCUACGAAAUACUAUGAUCAAUUAAAACAGAUUGAGCCUUUUUUUUACUACCACAUUAAAUAGGAAGUAUAAGGUUUGUUUCCCGAACGGUCUGCCUGUUAAACUUGAGAUUUCGUUGUUUUCUAUAUUAUAUCCAUCGUGAAUCUGAUUUUGCAAG
This is a messenger RNA of Juglans microcarpa x Juglans regia, 2232 nucleotides long. Its product is annotated as pyruvate decarboxylase 1. The transcript is spliced from 7 exons. Gene Ontology annotation, molecular function: magnesium ion binding; carboxy-lyase activity; thiamine pyrophosphate binding. The record is from RefSeq and is a predicted model, not a curated record. Bases 243 to 2063 code for a protein of 606 amino acids. NCBI's taxonomy places the organism in Eukaryota, Viridiplantae, Streptophyta, Magnoliopsida, Fagales, Juglandaceae.